GCGGACACCAGCGUGAGUCAUUUGUAUAUCGUCGUAUCCACCAUGUUGCCGUUACUUUUCGUUUUAGGUUUGAGUGCCGCUUGUUUGGGGGAGGAGAUGGCCCUGUUCGUGUUGAACGCGGACGCAGUUACAGCUCAACCAGGGCAUGGGUCCGCGCAGACCCGCUUCAAACGACAGUCAACUAUCUCCUAUCAGGUCAACCAUUUCGCCGUGCAGGACCAGGAGCCUCAUGAGGCCCGAGGAGCAAACCCCACGGUCGCCCCUCGACCGGGGUACGGGGGUAGGGGAGCCCGCCAGCUCAGCCCUAAAUUCCCCACUACCCUCCUCCAAACACAACAGCGAGCACCCACUGACUACCUGGAUUACGGUGCGCAACAAUAUUCAUCUGGUCCUGACGCGCUACAACAACAAUAUUUUGGGAGCCUAGCCCAAUUCGCAGCUGAACAGCAAGGCGGCGUGCCAGCCGAAGAACCAGCCCAGCCGCAGCCACCAACGACAACCCUCUCGCCGGAGACUCAGGAGAAUAUCCGGGCACAGCAGGAGUACAAGGACCGGCACAUCAAGGAGCAAGAGCGGCUGGCCCUCGGGGUGCGCCGCCCGGCGCCGGGCCCCGCGCCCGGAGGCCAGGCCCCGGCGGGGCCCUUCGACGACGGGCCCAACCCGACGAUCCAGUUCGUCUCGGCCGGAGGGGCGCCCCUCAUCCAGCCGCAGCAGCAGUUCGCCCAAUACGAUUACGCUCAGGACGCCACCGGGAGCGACGCCCAGUACUACCCGGCCCCCGCCCCCGCCCCGGGCCCUGGAAGGCCGCUCUUCACCAGUGCUGAGAAUUCCGGCAAGUCGACUUUUACCAAGAGGUUAGUGCCGAAGAACUUCCAGCCGGGCAAGUCACUGCUCGACCCGACGCAGAGCUUCUCGUACACGCAGCUCCAGUUCGGCGACAACUCGCCCAACGAGAAAUACUACUCGAAACUGCACGACCUCAGGCAGAAACUAGUCCCCCAAGCAGAGCAGCACGUAGCGCAGCGCUCCGCUCCCAAACAGCGCCCGAAAUACGAACCAACCUACGUCUACGACACCGCCGCCUACCAGAUCGAAUCCUCCACCCCUAACUCGCUCCCGCAUUACGUGGCCUCCACCCCGAAGGCCCACUACGUCAGCCAGUACUACCACCCCACGGCGACGGCACGGCCCAGCCUCGUCUACACCCAGUCCUCCGGCGACAGUGGGCUCGUUCACCCUAAAGCCGAAUCCUCGACCGCCAAACCCGUCCUCAGGCCACAAUACAUAGCCACCACCCCCGAAUACUACUACGAAUCUACCCCCGCCCCUCAAUACGAGACCCCUAAACACCAGAAAAAGCUCCAGAAACUGAUUGCACCUGAUUUUGUAACGGCAGCUGGCGAACAGCAACUACGGCAGUUGCAGCGACUACAACAGCUCCAACAAGCCCAACAACAACAGAACUACGAGGCGCAAGGGAUCGAAUUCGACCAGGACCUCCAGCUCUACUCGCAGCCGACGAAAGGCUUCUACGCCAAUAUCAAGAAAGCGGCUGUUCAUACACCCAGCCCGAGCCCUGCUUACGCGACGGCGAGUCCCGCCUACGCCACCGCUCCCAGCAAGUCAGCCUACUUCGUUUCAACAGCCGCACCCCACACGGUCCGCGAGAGCAACCAGGAGGACUAUGGAAACAACGAGUUGAGUGAACUCUCCGUCCAAACACCGGACGGUCGAAAGCCACUCACCCCGGCUGAAAUCAAAGCCCUAGUCAGCGCCGGUUUUCACAUCCCCGAGCUGAAACACCAAGACCCGAGCGUGGCGGUUCAACCGGUUCGCCGGCCGGUCUACAGCUACCAACCGGUUCAGGGGCACCCCACGCGCGCCCCGGUCACUGAAACCCCCGACUACGUCACGCGGGUGAGCCCCACCUACACUCCGACGUAUACACCGGUGUAUUCGACGGCCUCGCCUUACGACGAUGUGGAUUCCAACCAGAGGGCCACCGAACAGAGGUACCGCUCGACGGUGUCCCACCUGACCGGGAGGAAAAGGGUGACCGUAGCGGCGACACCAGCGCCCCUAUCGGCCGAGGAGGAGAAACUCGGGCUGCCUCGAGAUGGAGUCCGGCACUAUUACAGGGUAGACGCCAGUGACAGCGGGACUGCGCCUCAAGCCUACGUCCUCGUAGGAGGGCACGUUCGGGCUCCUGUCCAGGGUCCAGCGAGAGGAUUGGGUCAGUAUUCGAGCCUCCUGGUGUCCAGGAGUGCUGAUCAAGGCAAGAAAACAGAGAAAGCGCCCUGAAAUCCUGUGAUUAAUCCAUUGAUGGAAUCAGAUUAUUGUGCAAGUCUAUGAUAUUGCUGAGCAGAGCACACACUCGGUGCAAAGCGUGGCGUGGUUUGCGAUGUAUCGAUUGUUAUGCCAUUUAAACCUGUGGAAAAGGAUCGAUAAACAGGGUGUUCGCAGCGAACACCUUAAUGAUCGAUUCUUUACCAUAGGUUUAAAUAGCAUAACAAUCGAUACAUCGCAAUUCACGCCACGCCACCGACUCAGCGUGUUCCCACGAUGACUCAAGUACCGCGUCGAAUGAUCCUUCAUUGAGUAGGCACUUCCUAUCUUCAGGGAUAGUCAUCGGGUGAGAUCAACGAGGCUGCAAAUCUGAUAAAAUACCAAAGUACAAAAUUUCAUUAAAAAUGUUCCUCGGAGAAAUAAGUACUGAUUGCAGAGGUGGAUUUACUUACGCUGACGUAUUUUUUCUGUUGAAUUUAGAAGGAGGAGAAAACCAUACCAGUGCGAUCAAAAUUAGGUUCUUAGAACUACAGAGUAACGUUCGUAAUGAUCUUCAACUUAAAUGCUUUUAUGUUAAGAAUUGUAAAUAAUGUAUUUAAAUUAGUUUCAAGGCAUUUGUGAUUAUUUUUCAGGGGCCAAAGAAGAACAAUAUAAAAGGACCAUACGAGCAUACGACGGAACUACAGUAAUAAAAAUUUAAAAUUUCGCUCA
Molecule: messenger RNA, 2997 nt
Organism: Bemisia tabaci
Lineage: Eukaryota; Metazoa; Arthropoda; Insecta; Hemiptera; Aleyrodidae
Source: RefSeq, a predicted model, not a curated record